Molecule: messenger RNA, 2691 nt
Organism: Cheilinus undulatus (humphead wrasse)
Lineage: Eukaryota; Metazoa; Chordata; Actinopteri; Labriformes; Labridae
Gene: phf11
Product: PHD finger protein 11
Exons: 18
Coding region: 156-1778 (540 amino acids)
Cellular component (GO): nucleus
Molecular function (GO): histone binding; histone deacetylase binding
Source: RefSeq, a predicted model, not a curated record
GCAAGACGAUUGGGCGUUUGUAAAUUGUCUGUAGAGUGAACAUCGGCGGUGAUAGAUUUGUGUUACGUCACUUUAACUGACUUCGAAGCUGCUUAAAGCAUAAAUGACAUUUAUUAUAAGUUAAACAGAAAGUUAGCUUGUCGUUAGUAAAUAAAAUGGUCCACGGUCAGCGAGUACACUGCAUACUUUGUGGACGGUCUGAAGAGACGAAAGUAACUGGACCUCUGUCGACUAAAAGUGACGUGACUGCUCAUCAAAACUGUCUGCUGUAUUCUUCAGGAAUUUAUUGUAAGGAGUCCCCACUGCUUGAUGACCUUUUUGGGUUUUCUGUGGAUGAUGUGCGAGAAGAGGUGAAACGAGGAAAACAACUGAGAUGCUGCAGAUGUAAAAAAACCUAUGCAACUGCUGGGUGUGAAGUCAAGAGGUGCAAGAAGUCUUACCAUUACCCAUGUGCGGUUGAAGAAGGAGCUCACAUUGUUGAGGAUACAGAAGAGGGAAAAUUUGGGCUGUACUGCUACAAACACAGUGAAUUACAAAAAAACAACAGCUCUGUAAGUGGAAACAACACUCCCCGUAUGAGUCCCACAACUUCCAACAAUCCCAGUGAAGCAGGAUCAUUUGAGGUUUGCUGCCUAACUUGUGAGAAGCAGAAAGGAAAUAUCAGCUUAAAAAGUUUGAUGAAUAGCAUAAAUAUGAUAUACUGUGACAAACAUGCUCCCUCGUCACAUAAGAGAAACAUCAACAGAGAUUCUUCAGGAGCUGGUCCGUCUAUGUACAAUAGUGACUCUAACUCGUCCAGCAAUUCGACACGGGCAUCCUCCAAGAGGCGACUGAGUUCAGAUGACAAUGAGGAAGUGACCCCCUCUAAAAGGACGUCCAAAAGCUUCAGGAGGACAAUAUCAGAGGAUUCUUCAAAUUCAGAUGAGAAUCCUCCUAAUUCUGAAUGUGCACCUUUAGACGAUGAUUUUGCCGAAAGUGCCUCCUUUAAUCAAGAGUCUGAACAGAUCAGAACCAGCACGGAGGGGGACAUGGGGUUCAGCUCAGAACAUCAACAAGAGGAGGAGAACACUGGUGGAAAUAAUGAAGAGGAUGGAGAUGAAACCUUUGUACAAUCUGAUGCUGAGUCAGAGAGUUUGCUGAUUCCUGUAGAAGUCUGUAUGGAUUCACUUCCAAACUCAACCACUGAAUUCGCCACUCAGACUGAAUGUACAGUGACUAAAGUCGUAAAGAGGGAACAAGAAGGGUCAAGUCAUAUGCACAGUCCCCGGCAGAGUCCUCUCCCAGAUUCUGAUGAAGUCAUCGAGCCCUCCAUCCCACAGCAAAGCUCUGUAGCAUCGCCUCCCUCUCCUGAUCGCUCCGGACCUCAGAGUGUCACCAACCCAGCUCCGUGUACCAGCUCAUCUGUUUCCCCACCACCACCACCACCACCACCACCACCACCACUACCCACCUGCAUCACCAUCAGCUCCUCCCCUCCCUCUCCCUCAGACUCAGUGCCCAGCAUUGACUCCGCCAGCUUCUGGAAAAGCUGUAACACUGCUCAGUGCACUCAAGCCAUCUUCAGUGAUUUCUUUGAAGAGAUGAAUAACAUCUGUGUCAAGAUUCAGUCAGACCAGGCCAGCCAAGAGGAUUAUGACCAUGCUCUAGCAGUGAUAGAGGCUUCUGGGAAACUCGAAGAGCUUGUGACCAAACAGCAGAAAGAGUUGCUAAGGAAACGAGAGGAGCUGGAGAAGGUGGCCACAGCUAUGACGGAGGUCGUCUCAGCACUGAGGAGAUGAGCCCAUCAGCAGCUAAAACAACAGUGUGGAUAUCACAGUUUUACCUUCUUUUUAUGGUGGAUGUUUAAUUUGACAUUUGUCGCAGGAACAUUUUAAGCAUUUUAUGUUGCAUAUAUACAGUAUAUUUAUACAUACAUAUAUAUCUUUACAUUGAUUAUGAGUUCAUAUUUAAUCCAGUCUGAGGUUGGAAAAAUGUUAUUUAGCACUGAUAAUAAGUUGUUGAAAGCUUUAAAUGUUGAAAUUAUACAAUAAGAUCUUGUAAUAAAUUUGGUCCUACAGUAAUGAUUUACAUUAGGGCAUGGACAUUUUAAGGGAAGAAUGAGUCAAUGGGAGGUAGCUGCAUUUAAAAAAGUUAAUUAAGGUAUAUAAAAAAGUAAUAUUUAUCUUAAUGUUUGAUACUACGUCAUGAACCAAGUUCACAUGACUCUUUAAAGGCACUGAAAUUGUAUAAAAUCUAUAAAAUCUGUCUAGUUAAAUUAAGAGUCUUUGCUGGUGUUUUUCUCUGCAAAAAUGUUGUGUACCAUCAGUGUCCUCUUGAUAUCUGUAAAAUGAAGAGCUUUAUGACAGUAGAUUCACAUGUAGCAAACAAAAACAUUCAUACUGUCUUUUAAAUGUGUUUUAUAUUUCUGAAUGUCAAAGCCUGGAAGUCAAAGAGUGUUGGAGGGGAAUAUUCUCAAGAUCCUUGUUCCCCAAGACUGUUCAUAUUUAUGGUACCUCCUCAGCCCUCACUGGAGUGAAAAUGUUUCGUCACUGUAAAAGGAAACAUGCAGAAAUGUGAAAUUCUGAAAGAUCACUGCCACAGAAUCAUGUUAAAAUAUGCCUUGUAAGUUUGUGUGGUACUGUAAUAUUUGUGUUUCAUGUUCCUGAACUUUUUUCAAGUUGUCCUUCAAGAUGAUAAACCCCAGUUUUGUAA